This is a messenger RNA of Saccharomyces kudriavzevii IFO 1802, 702 nucleotides long. It is a transcript of the gene SNF8, whose product is annotated as ESCRT-II subunit protein SNF8. The transcript has a single exon. Gene Ontology annotation, cellular component: ESCRT II complex. Lineage: Eukaryota; Fungi; Ascomycota; Saccharomycetes; Saccharomycetales; Saccharomycetaceae. The record is from RefSeq and is a predicted model, not a curated record. The coding region runs from base 1 to 702 and encodes 233 amino acids. Gene Ontology annotation, biological process: protein transport to vacuole involved in ubiquitin-dependent protein catabolic process via the multivesicular body sorting pathway.
AUGAAACAGUUUGGACUAGCAGCAUUUGACGAUUUGAAAGAUGGAAAAUUUACUGAUGUAAACAAAACUAUACUAGAAAAGCAAUCUAUCGAAUUAAGGGAUCAAUUGAACGUCUUUCAAGAACGACUGGUAGAAUUCGCCAAGAAGCAUAAUAGUGAACUUCAAGCUUCGCCAGAAUUUCGCUCAAAGUUCAUGCACAUGUGCUCCUCUAUUGGAAUUGAUCCCUUAUCUUUGUUUGAUCGGGAUAAACAUUUAUUUACAGUGAAUGAUUUUUACUAUGAAGUAUGCCUUAAGGUUAUAGAAAUAUGUCGACAAACUAAAGACAUGAAUGGAGGUGUCAUUUCGUUUGAAGAGUUGGAAAAAGUUCAUUUUCGAAAGCUGAAUGUAGGAAUUGAAGAUUUGGAAAAGUCUAUUGACAUGCUAAAGAGCCUAGAAUGUUUUGAGAUAUUUCAAAUUCGUGGGAAAAAUUUUUUGCGGAGUGUUCCAAAUGAACUGACAUCUGAUCAAACCAAGAUCUUGGAGAUAUGCUCCAUUUUAGGUUACUCAAGUAUUUCUCUGUUAAGAGCAAAUUUGGAAUGGGAAGCUGUAAGAAGUAAAUCUGCCCUAGAUGAGAUGGUUGCAAAUGGUUUACUGUGGAUAGAUUAUCAAGGGGGUGCAGAAGCGUUGUAUUGGGAUCCUUCUUGGAUUACCAAGCAAUUAUGA